AUGUACGUGGCACUGUUUGGGAAAGUUGGUGUUUGGUUUAGGUUGCGCCGGAGAUGCGGUCCAAAAAACCAUCUUAACAAUUCGAGCAAGGACACAACAGCUGGCGAUCAAAAAGGAAGAAAACUCAGUAGAAGCCCGAUCAGAGACCAAGAAGAAGGAGGACGCAAAAGAAGAGUGAACGAGUCGAAAGCCCUCAAGAUGCCGCGAAGAACCGAAGUUAAAGCCUCGGAGUUACAGUUCGAGAACUUUCUUGCAGCGAUGGUUGAACAAAUGCGAAUUCAACAUGAAGAAAUGAAGACGCUGCUCACCGCUAUGGCAUCCACUCAGAGAACCGCCGUCUGGUCCGACAAAGAGGUGGGUCACACUUCCGCCGAUUGGUAG
Necator americanus (New World hookworm) is the source of this 381-nucleotide messenger RNA. RefSeq lists its product as uncharacterized. The transcript has a single exon. The coding region runs from base 1 to 381 and encodes 126 amino acids. The record is from RefSeq and is a predicted model, not a curated record. Lineage: Eukaryota; Metazoa; Nematoda; Chromadorea; Rhabditida; Ancylostomatidae.